GCGAACCCCAAAGGCGGGAUUUACCAGUGUACAAGCCAAUCAGUGCCAAGUUAUUAACAUAUGUAGAGUGUUCCGGACGGGCGCACAUGUCAGUAGAGAUAUGAUACUACAUGGCAAGAACAAUGUUUGAAGCAGGGACUUCAAUUGUAAGUAAAACCCAUCGCAAUUAUUGGGGACUGAUCUACAAGUAUAGAUAUUUAACCCGGGAAGCCAUGCUCCUCCAUACUGUAGAGAACACAAGAACAUGGAAGAAGCAUCAAAAGAAUAAUAAAAUCAGCAAUCCGAGGAAAGGGACAGAGGAAAACAUUGAAAUGCUGGACAAAUUACCCGAGAGGCACACCUGUCUAGAAGUUGGUAGCACCCUAAAACCCACAGACUCAUGGACUAAUUUGGUUAAAUGUGGAGUAACCCCUAUUGUACAGGGUUCGCUGAUAGCUGCUUCUGGGGACAACGGGGUAGCCAACCGGCAGACUUUAGUAAGCAAAACGCUGGUUGCGGCUGCUUUGAGUGAACGAUGGGAGGUGGACAGUAGGUUCUUGUCUGAUGCCAGCCCACCAGCUAGUGGACACCGUUCUUCCUGCCACAACACGUGCCUGACCAAUGUGGUGGCUAUAGACUGUGAGAUGGUUGGCACUGGGCUAGGUGGGCGCACUAGUGAAUUGGCACGCUGUAGUUUGGUGGAUUACCAUGGCAACGUCCUGUACGAUAAGUACAUCCGUCCGUGCCAGCCUGUGACCGACUACAGGACCCGUUGGAGUGGCAUCCAGAGGCACCAUUUACAGAACGCUCUGCCCUUCCCAGAGGCUAGGACCGAGAUACUACGAAUACUGGAGGGGAAAGUAGUGAUCGGCCACGCUCUGUAUAAUGACUUCCAGGCCUUAGACUUGACACACCCAGGUCACAUGAUCAGGGACACCAGUGGCACGCGUCUGCUCAGACAACUGGCUGGCUUCCCCACAAAGCGCUGCGUCUCACUCAAGAUCCUGACAAACAGCCUCCUAAACAGGAAAAUACAGGUUGGAAGAAAGGGCCACAGUUCAGUGGAGGAUGCUCUGGCUUCUUUGGACCUGUAUAAACUAGUGGAGAGGGAGUGGGAGCAGGACAUGCGAGAGAGAAUGAGGGACUGGGACGUAGGCACUCUCCCAGACCCCGCUACCUCAAACCACUACAUGCAGGACCAAUACUGGCCAGAGGACUUGACUGAGGACAGUCGGUGAGAAGGCUGUAGGACAGUCGGUGAGAAGGCUGUAGGACAGUCGGUGAGAAGGCUGUAGGACAGUCGGUGAGAAGGCUGUAGGACAGUCGGUGAGAAGGCUGUAGGACAGUCGGUGGGCAUAGUACUAGGCCAGGGGUAAUAAGUCAAAUUAUUAAAGUUGCCAAGCCUGGCAGUAUGGUUUAGUCAGUAAGUGUUUUUCUGACUAUGGUUAUUAACUCAAUCAUCCAAGCUGGGAGGGGUUGUCGCUUCAUCCAUUUGGUGUAGCCUGCAGCAUUCAGCCCGGCAGCCGCUGGGGACGAGGUGUGUGUACGUACCCUUUAGCAGACGCUUUUAUCCAAAGCGACUUAGUCAAGUGCGUACAUUUUUGUGUAUGAGUGGCCCUGGGAAUCAAACCCACAAUCCUGGCAUUACAAGCACCAUGCUGUACCAAACCAUACAGAAUCAGUGGGUCAUUGCAACAAAGGUCUGGGGUAGAGUCAAGUGGUUCAAUGUCAAGAAUGGGUACGGUUUCAUUGAUUUUCAAAAUGAGUGGCCUAACAAUGCUCUACCUACAUAGCCCCAGUCACACUUGCAGCUGAAUGAAUUUUGCCGUGUGAAUUAAAAUGGACGCGCACACGUCGACCUUUAUGCCCACAAAGGCACAACAACUCCUCUCAGUUUGAAUGUGGGCAACGGACAUGCAGGUGGUUGCACACCUUUUGCUAAAAUGGAUGUUAUUGAUGGUUUUUGCACUUGAAACUGAAAUAUGUUGGUAAAAUGUAAGCUAUGCAUCUUAUCCUUUCACGAGGUUGUCUAUGGUAAAUACAUAUAUUAGGAAAUUGGCUUUAUGAGGAAUUGUUCAUCUCUAUCAAUGAUUUGAACUGGGAAAGUGGGAGGAAUUAAGAAGUAGGCUUGAUGAUAAUUGGGAAUUCAGCCUGUGUGUCGAGUUUGACGUAACUUGCAGAUACUAGUGCUAAUCAGAUAUGAAAUGUUGUAACUUUACUUUAAACGUGGUUUGGAAGUAUCAAACAGCAUGUUGUGUUGUGAAAAUAUUUGCAUGGAGUUUGAAGUUGUGAUUUGAAUAAUCAUGUUGCGGACACGAUUGUGUUCAUUUUGUGGAAAGAAAUGUUGGAGUUGAAUUUUAGUAAAAUUGCUGCUGUUAAACAAUGCUUUUAACUUUAAAUGCACAUGCAAUGUUCUGGACUUGGGUUUUAUGCAAGGUGAAAUCAUGGUUCUGUCUGGACGUGCACUCAGUCUAAAACAAUGGAGGCUGUUGAGGGGAGGACGGCUCAGUAAUGGCUGGACUGGUGCCAACGGAAUGGCAUCAAAAACAUGGAAACCAUGUGUUUGACGUAUUUUUGAUACCAUGCCGCUCCAGCCGUUACCACGAGCCUGUCCUCCCCAAUUAAGGUGCCGCCAACCUCCUGUGGUCCUAAAUGACUUUCUUAAAGAGGUUGUUAAACAGAAUGUUACGUCUUGUACUUUUAGAGUUAAUGCUGUAUAUUGAACUUAUUCAAGUUGUUUGACUUCAAUCACCAAAUAGUGAACAAUACUGCCUACUUCAUGUUUUCUGCUGCUACUCCAGGAAGGUCCUCCUGUGCCCUAAUUGAAUAUCAAUAUAUUCAAAUCUACUAAAUGUACUGGGCACUGUACUUAAACUGCAAAUGUGUUUUUUUUUUCUCUUUCAUUUUCUUUUUUGGAGUCUUGACCGACUAGCAUGUCUUCUGAAUUUAGAAUUCUAAAUGUUCCACAUCAGAACACAUACUUUGCCCCCAGUCUCGAAAGCCUGUUGUUUCCUAUCAUGGAAAUAGUUUUUUUUCCCAGUCUUUAAUACUGACUUCCUGACUCCUACUUGUUUUUGUAUUUUUUUUUUUACCCUCAAAUAUAAGCAACUGUGGCAAGCCUUAAAAAAUAAAUGGUUUCAAAACCCUUGGUGACA
Salvelinus namaycush (lake trout) is the source of this 3134-nucleotide messenger RNA. Its product is annotated as apoptosis-enhancing nuclease-like. The transcript is spliced from 4 exons. Bases 111 to 1217 code for a protein of 368 amino acids. Gene Ontology annotation, molecular function: 3'-5'-RNA exonuclease activity; nucleic acid binding. The record is from RefSeq and is a predicted model, not a curated record. NCBI's taxonomy places the organism in Eukaryota, Metazoa, Chordata, Actinopteri, Salmoniformes, Salmonidae. Gene Ontology annotation, cellular component: nucleus.